UUCUAUUUAGACAUCUAGUUCCACUAAAGUACGACAUCCUUGGUAUUAAUCAACCUUAAAAAAACAAGAAGAAGAAAAAAGAAAUGGAAGAGGAAAGCGAAGUUACACUACAUGGAAUGUGGAUUAGCACUUACGCAAAGAAAGUGGAGCUGGCUCUAAAAAUCAAAGGCCUAGCAUUUGAGUAUGUGGAAGAAGACUUGAGCAACAAAAGUUCUUUGCUUCUCAAAUAUAAUCCCGUGUAUAAGAAGGUUCCAGUAUUGCUUCACCAUGGAAGACCUGUUUCUGAGUCCCUUGUUAUUCUUGAAUACAUCGAUGAAACCUGGAAGAACGAACCUCGAUUCUUACCAGAUGAUCCAUAUGAAAGAGCCACAGUUCGUUUCUGGGCUACUUACUGCCUUCAGAUAUCAGACACCAUGAAGAAAGCAUUUAUUUCAGCCAAAGAGAUGGAGGAAGGAGCAUUUGAUCCCUUCUUUGAGAAACUAAAAGUGAUUGAAGAAGGAAUGAAAGAUUUCUUCCCAGGGGGAAGGUCUAUUAUCGGUGCUGACAAUUUGGGGCUUUUAGAUAUAAUAAUUGUGUGUUCACUUGGUACAUAUAAGGCAUUAGAAGAAGUACUUGGGAUGAAGAUUGUGGAUCCUCAUAGGAAUCCAUUUGUAUGUUCAUGGGUGACCACUUUGCUUGAGCUGCCUCUGGUGAAAGAGACUAUGCCUCCACAUGACAAGGUUGUUUCAAGACUUGAGUUCAUUAAGCAAAAUGGCUUUACGUUUUAAUCCAGUAUUUAAAAUGGUAAUGGCAGUACUUAUUGUGUGUACGAUGAAUAAGUUUGCUUUUAUUAAUAAUUGUAACUCAAACUUCAACUUCUUAGUGAA
Molecule: messenger RNA, 866 nt
Organism: Lycium barbarum (goji berry)
Lineage: Eukaryota; Viridiplantae; Streptophyta; Magnoliopsida; Solanales; Solanaceae
Product: glutathione S-transferase U10-like
Exons: 2
Coding region: 84-767 (227 amino acids)
Biological process (GO): glutathione metabolic process
Cellular component (GO): cytoplasm
Molecular function (GO): glutathione transferase activity
Source: RefSeq, a predicted model, not a curated record